Messenger RNA from Aspergillus sclerotioniger CBS 115572, 1048 nucleotides. Its product is annotated as mitochondrial 54S ribosomal protein mL57. The transcript is spliced from 3 exons. The record is from RefSeq and is a predicted model, not a curated record. Gene Ontology annotation, biological process: RNA processing; mitochondrial translation. Lineage: Eukaryota; Fungi; Ascomycota; Eurotiomycetes; Eurotiales; Aspergillaceae. Gene Ontology annotation, cellular component: mitochondrial large ribosomal subunit. Bases 79 to 855 code for a protein of 258 amino acids. Gene Ontology annotation, molecular function: structural constituent of ribosome; ribonuclease III activity.
AUCGUGGAAAAAGACCCGGCCUGGCGACCUCCCCCUUCUCUCCCACACCACUCCGGAUUCCGGCCUUUCUCCGAUUCAAUGGCUUCCAUACUAUCAACUCGCGCGGUCAGGACUGUCUCCUGCUCCGCAUGCCGCCCCCUCGCUCGUCCCAGCUCGAUCCAGGCCGCUCUCCUUCCGCGGCGAGGAUACUCGACAGCCACCGAGGAGCCAGCAGUCGACUAUACGGACAAGCCGCGGUGGUCGUACACGCCGCCUCGCGCCAAAGCCCCCUUCUCCUUGAGACUCAACUCCAAGCGCCCUGAUUUCCCCGUCAAUUCCGACCCCAAGGUUCUGGACCGGUUCUACAUCCUCAUGCUUGGGAACGAUGGCGACAAGAUGAUCUCGGAGGAGACCAAGUGGCUUGCAGUGACACAUAAGAGUUUUGACCAGGGCCGGAGAGGCUUCAACGACCGGUUGGCUUUUCUAGGCAAAUACAUUGUUCAGCUCCAGGCCUCGUUGGCUCUUGUCCAGAACCCUAGCAACGCAUCGAACGCUGUCGCUCGUGAUGCGUUUGGUCGGGAGCCCUUCACCCACCCGGCAUUGGAUAGCUUGGACAACCUCGACUACAACACGAAGAGCUUCCUCACGAGCAAGACGAAGCUGGCGGAACUUGCUUAUAAGUAUGAUAUGCAGAGAGUUAUACGGUGGUGCCCUCGGAAGCCCAACAAUCUCGAAAGCUCCGGGAUUGAUCUCGUUCUUGCCCACACGAUGUACGCUGUGAUCGGUGCCAUCUCCUUGGAGAAGGGCAAUCUCGUUGCCAACAAGGUGGCUCGGGAGCGGAUAUUAGCACCUCUGGGAUUCAAAAUCACGGCUUGAGUUGGGAGGUGGAUUCAUGGGGAAAUGGCCGCAGGUGCAUUUUCAAGGCGUUUAUUUUCCUUUCUCUUUUCCCUUGCUUUUCUUCCCUGGAUGUUCUCUGUAUGUGUUGGGGGCUCUCUUCAUACACCGUAUAUUAUGUAUUUUUAUCUACGAAUUGUCUUAUAUAGUGACUGCAAAUACCACUGGAAGUUCU